Molecule: messenger RNA, 1236 nt
Organism: Closterium sp. NIES-65
Lineage: Eukaryota; Viridiplantae; Streptophyta; Zygnematophyceae; Desmidiales; Closteriaceae
Source: the annotation of a GenBank genome assembly
AUGGUCAAUGCAUUGAACCUCGUCAAGCGCGUCGGCGUCGACUACGUCCCUCCCAAGAGGAAAUACAUCGGUGGUGCUGGCCUUCUCUCGUGUCGCAACGGAAUCGAGCAGGAUUUGGUGGGCAUUAAGGCAAGCUGGAAGAGGACGGGCAUGACGGUUUCGUCCGACAUGAUGACGGACCGCAACGGCAGGCCGCAGGCGAACGUGCUUAUCGUAAACGAUUCCAGCGCCGUCUUCACCGACUGUAUUGACUGCAACAUGGAGAGGAAAACCGGAAGUUACGUGGCGAGGAUUCUUAGGCCCGUGGUGGAGGAAGUGGGUCCAGAGAACGUUGUUGCGUUCUGCAUGGACGGGGGGUCGAACUAUGCGGUGGCGGUGAAGCAGCUCAUAUGGGAGUGGCCGCACAUUCAGGAUGUGCCGUGCGCCCCUCACGUAUUGGAUCUUCUCAUGGAAGAUGUCGGAAAGAUGGGAUCGGCUAAGCCGGUGGUCGACAAGGGAGGGGAGAUAUCUAGCUUUGUCCGCAACCACCACUGGACCCGAGGGUACCUGUGGAAGCCGGAAUUGGUGGAGGGGAAGGUUCUGCAGGCGCUGAAGCCGGCUGGGACCCGAUUCGAGACCAACUACAUAGCCAUAUCCCGGCUAUGUGCGAUGCGCGGCAGCCUUACCAACAUGUUGACUGAGGACGUGGGGGGCUUGCUCGAUGCGGACGAGGAGCAGCUGAGCGACGGGGACAAGGACAAGAUCCGCCGCAUCCUCAGAGACGGCUGGGACGGCAGCCUCGCAUGCGCCACGCAUGUCGCUGGCGGCAUCCUCAACCCCGCGAAUCAGGAGGAAGAUAUUUUCGGCAUUGAUCCCGAGUGCACGAAAGUCUUCAAGGCGUUCAUCAGCCAGCAGGCCGAGUUCCUUGCGAGCCGCGGGGAUGGGGGGGAUGACGCGUGCGACAUCUUGCUUGAGCUGGGGGACGGGCUGAGGGCGUUCCUUGACAUGAAGGGUUCUUUUGGGAUGCCGGAAGCCGUGGCACAGAGGAAGCUGGUGAAAGAGGGAAAGUAUAGCAUGGUGAAGUGGUGGCAGUGGAAUGGGACUGAUGCCCCUCGAGUGGCAGAGCUCGCGGUACGGGUGUUGUCUCAAGCCGUGUCAGCCUCACCUUCGGGAUACAAUGGGCUGGAAGACGAGACGAAGGGAGAGGAUGAGGAGGAAGGCAAAGACGACAUCCUUGAAGACGAGUACGCUAACUAG